AUGACCAGGCAUGCCAAAAACUGCACGGCCGGAGCCGUCUACACAUACCACGAGAAGAAAAAGGACGCGCAAGCGUCAGGUUACGGAACUCAGAGCCAAAGGGUUGGCAAGGAUUCGAUCAAGGACUUUGACUGCUGCUCUCUGACCCUUCAGCCGUGCAGAGAGCCGCUCAUCUCGUCAGAAGGACACAUUUUUGAUAAGGAGGCAAUUUACAAAUACAUUAUUGCUAAGAAGAACGAGUACAGUCGCAAACUGAAGGAAUAUGAACGUCAAAAGAAAAAGGAGCAGUCAGAGUUGGACGCUGUUGCUGAAGCAGAGAAGCAAUCAAAGCUUAACAAGUUCUUGAAGACGGAGAAAAACAUUGUGACUGAACCAGUGAAAGCGUUCGUGUCAGGUCCUUCCACCUCUAAGGAAUCGUCAGUUUCCAACAUGGUGUCCGGCAAAGCCAAGCACCUGCCCAGCUUUUGGGUGCCGUCGAUGACCCCUGAGAACAAGCCCACCGCUGCAAUUAAGCCUGACAAGACAAUAUAUUGUCCCAUCACAGGAAACCCUCUAAAGGUGAAAGACUUGAUACCUGUCAAGUUCACCCAAUUCAAUGACCCCAGUGAUAAGAAAUCGCUGAUAGCUAAAACUGAGAGGUACAAAUGCCCCGUGACCGGUGAUGUGCUCAACAACUCUAUUCCAUGUGCCCUGAUCAGGACGACGGGUGAUGUUGUGACCAUGGAAUGCGUGGAAAAAAUAAUCAAGAAGGACUGGCUUCAUCCAAUUACUGGAGACAAAUUGACAGAAAAGGACAUCAUUCCCAUUCAGAGGGGAGGCACUGGCUAUGCCAUUACGAACGUACAACUUGAGUCUAAGAAAGACAGACCUGUCCUGCAAGCGUGAAUCAGUUGUAUCAAUUGUCUGUAAGAUUUGUAUAAAAAUAAAUGUAAAUAUGUUGUCGUAAAUUUGGCUUAAA
Messenger RNA from Cloeon dipterum, 958 nucleotides. Its product is annotated as nitric oxide synthase-interacting protein homolog. Bases 1 to 885 code for a protein of 294 amino acids. The transcript is spliced from 7 exons. Gene Ontology annotation, cellular component: nucleus. Lineage: Eukaryota; Metazoa; Arthropoda; Insecta; Ephemeroptera; Baetidae. The record is from RefSeq and is a predicted model, not a curated record. Gene Ontology annotation, molecular function: ubiquitin protein ligase activity.